Prunus mume (Japanese apricot) is the source of this 1021-nucleotide messenger RNA. NCBI's taxonomy places the organism in Eukaryota, Viridiplantae, Streptophyta, Magnoliopsida, Rosales, Rosaceae. The record is from RefSeq and is a predicted model, not a curated record.
CAUGGAGCUAUGGAAAUGUAUUGGUUUCGGCUUGAUCCUCAUGUUCGGGGCUUGGUCUUGUGAAGCCACCUCUCGCAGUCUCCAAGAUGCAUCUAUGUAUGGGAAGUACGAGCAAUGGAUGACUCGUUAUGGUCGCGUAUAUAACGAUGUUAACGAGAAAGAGAAUCGUUUCAAGAUAUUCAAAGAAAAUGUGGCGUUUAUAGAAUCAUCGAAUAACGAUGUGAACAAACCCUACAAGUUGGGUGUUAAUCAAUUUGCAGACCUUACGAAUGAAGAGUUCAAAGCCUCAAGAAAUGGAUUCAAGGGGCAUGAAUGUUCCACAAAGACGACUUCUUUCAAAUAUGAAAAUGUUAAGGCGCCAGUGCCAGCUGCAAUGGACUGGAGAAAGAAAGGAGCUGUAACCCCCAUCAAGGACCAAGGCCAAUGUGGAUGUUGUUGGGCUUUUUCGGCAGUGGCAGCGACCGAAGGCAUUACUCAGCUUACAACUGGUAAACUGAUCUCUUUGUCUGAGCAAGAGCUAGUUGACUGUGACACCAGCGGUGUAGACCAAGGUUGUGAGGGUGGCUUGAUGGAUGAUGCCUUUCAGUUCAUCCAACAAAACCAUGGGCUUAGUACGGAAGCUAAUUACCCCUACAAUGGUGUUGAUGGUUCAUGCAAUACCAAGAAAGCAGCAAGCAUUGCAGCCAAGAUAACUGGCUAUGAAGAUGUGCCUGCAAACAGCGAAAAAGCCCUUCUAACCGCUGUUGCUCAUCAACCAGUUUCUGUUGCCAUUGAUGCUGGAGGUUCCGAUUUCCAGUUCUAUUCAAGUGGUGUCUUUACAGGAUCCUGUGGAACGAGCCUUGACCAUGGGGUUACCGCUGUUGGUUAUGGCGUUAGUGAUGAUGGGACUAAGUAUUGGUUGGUUAAAAACUCAUGGGGGACAGAAUGGGGUGAAGAGGGGUACAUAAGGAUGCAAAGAGAUGUUGAAGCAAAAGAAGGUCUAUGUGGCAUUGCUAUGGAAGCCUCUUACCCCACUGCUUAG